Cucurbita moschata (crookneck pumpkin) is the source of this 458-nucleotide messenger RNA. RefSeq names its product protein LIM1-like. Gene Ontology annotation, molecular function: fatty acid binding. The record is from RefSeq and is a predicted model, not a curated record. NCBI's taxonomy places the organism in Eukaryota, Viridiplantae, Streptophyta, Magnoliopsida, Cucurbitales, Cucurbitaceae. The transcript is spliced from 2 exons. Gene Ontology annotation, biological process: systemic acquired resistance. The coding region runs from base 7 to 330 and encodes 107 amino acids.
CGGAAAAUGGGAUUUUUAGGCAUGAAAUGUGUGUCAGUUUGGGUGUUUUUAGUGGUGACAACAAGCUUGAGCGAACAAAGCAAAGGCGAAACAUGUAGUUUCACCUUCUUUUCUUCCCUCGUUAGGCUGAUUCCGUGCAGGCCAUCGGUUGCUCCAUUCCGCCCUACUCCGCCGACCGCAGCCUGCUGCAAUGCCGUCAGAUCUCUCGGCCAGCCUUGCCUGUGCGUGCUUGUUAAUGGCCCUCCAGUUGCCGGCGUUGACCGCGACUUGGUCAUGCUCUUGCCCGAGAAAUGCCCUACCAAUUUUGACCCAUGUGAAAUUAUGAAAUGAAAGGGAGACGGUUCGAGGUAUUCAAAUAUAAAUUUUCAGUUCAAUAAUGAGGUGUAUACGCAAGAAGAUCGAUUAAGCUUAGAUUUAAAAUAUCCCUUUCUAUCAAAUAGAUUUCAAAUAUAUUUAAA